Messenger RNA from Nymphalis io (European peacock), 5385 nucleotides. RefSeq names its product adenylate cyclase type 10-like. Gene Ontology annotation, molecular function: adenylate cyclase activity. Gene Ontology annotation, cellular component: cytoplasm. Bases 1 to 5385 code for a protein of 1794 amino acids. The transcript has 4 exons. The record is from RefSeq and is a predicted model, not a curated record. NCBI's taxonomy places the organism in Eukaryota, Metazoa, Arthropoda, Insecta, Lepidoptera, Nymphalidae. Gene Ontology annotation, biological process: intracellular signal transduction; cyclic nucleotide biosynthetic process.
AUGAAUUUUCGGAGAUCACGCACACGAUCACGUCGCAAUUCAAUGAACAUAAUGGUAAGUACGGAGAAAUGGCGAUCGUAUGGAAGAAAACUAUCGCGAAAAGAUAAAGAAUAUCUAGAAGAAGAUUCUGUGGAUGAUUUACCACAAGCAUGUGAGCUCAAGGAUUGGUUUGAAGAAUUCUUUAUGCAAAAUAAUGCAGACAAUGAUUUAUCCGAUCAAGAUGUUGAAGUAAAUCUUACGAAAAAACAAACAUUAGUUCUGUCCACUUUGGUACCUGACGAAAUACUACUUAUGAAAAACUUCAGUACAGGAGACCCGAAAAAAUUCGUCGGCGUAUUAAUGAUGGCUGAUGUUUCAGGAUAUACAGCACUAUCUGAAAAAUAUAAUAAUACUGGAAAGGGUGGCACUUAUAAGUUAACCGUAACAUUAAACACCUAUCUCGGCUCUCUCAUAGAAGUCAUAUAUAGUCAUGGUGGAGAUAUAAUCAAAUUUGCUGGAGAUGCAUUUUUAGCUCUUUGGAAAACUGAUAAUCGAACAUUCCUAUGUCAUACGAUUCACACUGCAAUUAUGUGUGCCCUCAUAAUUCAGCAUUCCUUUGGAUCAUAUGAAACUGAUGUCAAAGUAAAUCUUAAAGUUAAGUUGGCUAUAUCAGCUGGAAAUCUAAUAUUCGCUCCUAUUGGGACUGGAAUAGAUAUGAACUAUAUAAUCAUUGGCUUACCUGUUAUCGAAGCCAAAGUCGCUGAAAGUCUAUGUGCUUCAGGAGAAGUAAAGUUGACACCAACUGCAUGGGGACACUGCUACUCAAGAAAUUAUGAUCACUUCAUCGACGGUGAUGGCCAUGUUACGAUAAAAUCCAUUCUCUAUGAUCCACGUGAAAAUGAUGUAAAUAAGCCUUUUUCUGGUUUUGGAUCCAUGAUCAAACAAGCCAACAAAUCAUUUAUUACAACCGAAAAUCUUCCAGACUAUCUUUUAGAUCAAGCGCCUAAAGAAGGUACUACAAUUUCAAAAGCGAAUGAGUCAUUGAUCUUACGUAAAACUAUAUUAAUGGCAAAAGAAAAAAAUAUAGGCUGUGAAAUAAGAAAAUUUAUGAUAAGACCAGUUCUAACACAAAUCGAUGCACAUCAACCGUUGGAAUAUCUGACCGAAAUGAGACAAGUUUCCGUUUUAUUUGUAACCCUCAAACCUAGGGAUUGUCCCUUCCCACAACUAAUUACAAUAGUUAAUAAUUCUUAUCAAAUAACUUGUGAAAUCGUUUACAAAUCUAUGGGAUGCGUGAAUAAAAUUAUUUUAUUUGACAAGGAUAUUAUGAUAUUAGUAAUUUUUGGCUUGCGAGGAUUCAAGCACGAGUCAGAAGCACAGGCAGCUCUAAAAUGCGGGUUUAGUAUAAAAAAAUCCGUUUCAGCUCUUGACGGUGUGACUGAAGUAUCCAUUGGUGUGACUACUGGUCAAGUAUACUGUGGAGUAGUUGGACAUCCGUUCCGUAGAGAAUUUACCGUUAUUGGUGCCACUGUAAAUAAGGCCGCUCGUUUAAUGUGUGGUUUCCGCAACAAAAUUACAUGCGAUGAAGCCACAUUUGUCAAAAGUAAAAUGUCCAGUAAUGGAUUCACUCUUCAACCACCAACUGAACUCAAAGGUAUAGUUCAACCAGGAAAAAUUUACGAAUACACCGAAGAAAUUAGAGCAAAAGAGUUACAUAACAUACCCUUGACAUCCCCAUUACUAAAUCGGUGCGAUGAAAUGGAGUAUUUCGAAAACUGGAUCAAUGAUUAUCAUUUAUCAUUUAGAGAUUUUGAUGCACUAUUACUGAUAGGGGAAAGUAGAAUAGGGAAAACUAGACUUCUACAAUGGAUGGCUCGAUAUGCAAAAAACAAAGAUCUUACUGUCUGUCAUCUUAGUUUAACUUCAAUACAUUCUGCAACCCCGUAUUUAGCAUUAAAUCAAAUUAUUGAACAAAUGUUAGGGCUCGAUAAACCUAUUAUUGGAUUUGCAAAAGAAGAAAAAAUUGUCAAUCUCUUUAAACAUUAUAGUGACGACUUGUGCUAUUUAAAUAACAUAUUAAAGGUUCGGUUCGCUUACCAUGAAGAAUUUUCUUCUCAGAAUGAGAUUUUACGAAAAGAAAAAGAAAAAUAUUUUUUCAAAAAGUUAAUAUCUUGUUUAUCAAACACAUAUGUGAUAUUUUUAGAUGAUUUACAAAAUUUAGAUGCACUCUCAUGGGAUUUUCUUGCAAUUAUGAUUGAAACUAUCAAAAUAUUUACCGUGCUAACUGUUACUAGAGGAAAAUUUAGCACUGUACACAGUUGGCUAUACAAUGUCUUCAUUAAAAGCAACAUAAGAAAAAUUGUUCUAGGUACAAUCAGUUCUACUUGGAUCAUACCAUUAGCUUGCCAAAUACUAGACGUACAAGCUGUGUCAAAGGACCUAUGUAAUGCUCUUGAAGCAAAAUGUUCUGGCAUGCCUGGACUCGUGGAAAGUUUCAUUGUUCACCUUUUUUCAAAUGGUGCUUUGAAUAUUAAGAAAGUUAAUGAAAAUGAACUAGACCAUUGGCAAGAUGAGAACUUACAAUUUCCAGAUCCUACCUUGCUACGUCCUAUAGCAAUAAAUGCAAACGAUCAAUCUACUUUGGAUCAAUUAAUUGAAGAAAACACUACGGAAGAAAUUUCGAUAUGCUUUGUGAUACAAAAAGAUCAACUUAAUAUAGACAUAAAUGUACAAAACAUAGAUGCUCUCAUUAUGAUGCAGAUAGAUUCGUUAACCCCUUAUCAACAACUACUUUUAAAAAUAGCUUCUGUUAUUGGAAAUGUAAUAUCAAGACAUCUCUUAGAAAACAUAAUGUAUGAAAAUAAUCCUUUAACUACAGCAAAAGCUAUAAAAAGACUAUUUGCAAUGCGUAUUUUGUACUGUGCAAAUAGUAGAUAUAACAAAAUGGCUUCAACGGGAACAGUAAUAUCUAAUUACUCGAUUAGUACAGAUUUGUCCUGUGAAUGCAAUUUUGAUUAUGACUCUGAUGUAAGUGAUGGUCUACCUAAGUACGCUUUUUGUAAAGUAAUGAAAUUCAGAAAUAAAAAUUCGAGAAAAACUUUUUACGAUUUAUUGCCUCUUAAUCAGAAAAAAGAGUUUCAUUUACGCAUUGUAAACUUUUUAGAAAACAAUAACCAAAAAUGUCCUGAUUGCGGCGGUACAGUUAUGAUAGUACAAUCUUUAUUUAACAUACAACCAGAAAUAAUGCCAUGUAUUGAUAAACAAAAUACAAAUGAACAAUACCUUGAAGGUAGUAGUAAAAGCGACUCUUACAUUGAAUGCCAAACUGAUAAAGGAAACAAAAUGCCAUAUAACAGUCAUUCACUUCGUGAUACGAAAUCUGAAUCAUUAAUUAAUAUGUUAAAUAAUAAAAUAGAAUCCAAAAAAGAAAGUGCCAUAAUUUUCGGUGAAAAAUCUACUAAGAGUGAAAAAACAUUCAUAAAUGUCUCACAGUGUGCUCCAAUUUUAAAAGUGAAGUCAAGUUAUGAUAAUAAUACUGACACCCAUAGAAGAUCUACAAAAAGAGUUACAAUGUCAAAUAUGUUUUACAAGAGCGUCAGCUCAGAAGCAUUAAAUAGGAAUUAUAUAUUUGACAAUUUAAGAGGUGUAACAGAAGCCAAAACAACAAAAGAUUGGCAUAAUUUGGGAGUUAUUGAUAGUGAAGAUAAAUUAAGAAUAACUAAAAAUGAAAAACAAAAAGUGUCAUUUUGUAUAAAUUUAGAAAAAGGAGUUUCAAAAACUGACUACAGCAAAUGCACAUGUACUGACAUAAAUAUAAUCAUACUUGAACAACUUAUUCAACAUGCCAAAGAAGCUGAGGUGAAAUUCAAAGUGAUUGAUUUUCUUAUAAAAUACAGCUAUUUCAAUGUUUUAGGGAAUAAUUUUGAAAAUGCACUACCAAAACUUGACGAAGUAGAAAGUAUUUGCCUCGAUAAAACAAUUGCAGACAUCUCAAAUUUUGAUAGGAAAAGAUUUCUAGGUAAAAUAUAUUCUUUGAAAGCUGCUUCGUAUUUAAUAAGUGGUCGACCUAUUAUUGCGAAAUUAAAUAUUGAAAAAGCUGCUAAGAUAUACCACGUGAACUUAGCAAAAAUAACCAAUUUCUUACAAAUUAGAAAUUUAUUUAACGCGAUUAAGUUAAAUCGCAAAAAAAAACGUUUGCAUAACGCACUCAUGCAGGCAGAUUCAAUUUUUUUCUUAAACGUUGCAACUGUGCUGUAUUCCACUCUGGAAGAUGAAGAUACCUCUAGAAUAGCAGCACUUCGCUCUUUAUACCUUGUACAAAGAAUUGAAUGUAGCGUAAUAGAUUUAUGUGAUACAUUAGCCAAUAUGAUCCAAAUGGAGCUCGAUCGUGGAAUGCCGGAAGUAACAGUUGAUCUGGAAAAAAUAUCAUAUAAUUGCUUCGAAAGCUUAAAGCGAUCUAUUAAGGCCGAUGAAAUGUUUGCUAUAGGAAAACUAUUAUUCGCGAUUUUUCGUGCACGUACGGCACGAGGCCAUAUUGUAUCUGCAAUCCGAUCUGGGUUUCGAGCUCUGGUGAUUAGCCUUUUUUUACAUGCAGACAAAAUAUCAAUAGAUAUCAUCCCAGAUUUAUUCUACCUGUUACUAUCAAGGUGCAGAAUUGAAGAAGCAGUGGAAAUUGUGAAAUUAUUUUUAAAAAUAGGCGAAAAUCAAACAACUCUUGAAUGUGAGACGUGGUAUUACGCACUUUCUCUUGACAUGAUAUUAGAUGCAGGUUUUCAGUUAGAAUCACCAUACGAAAUUAGCCGUUUUGCUGAGUUUUCACUUCAUAAAGGUAAAGCAGUAGGUGAAAGCCGUCGUCGUCUUGUAAUAGGUUUAUGGACAUAUUGGUUACGGACAGAUUCUGAGAAAAAAGCCAAACGAUAUGAAACUGAAGCUUUAAAUUGGUCAAGCGGUGACGAUGAAGAUGGAUCAUUAAAAACCAUUAUAAGUGGAAUGAGGCUAGCAGAAGCAAUGUUAGAGAGCUUAGCCAGCAAAGUGGAUGACUUAAAAAAGGUGGUUGAUGUAAUGGAAUUACGUUCGUUAGCUGACCGAGAACUAACAGAAUUAGAAAAAGAUGCACGUAAUUUACGAACAAUUUAUCCAAGAUGGCUUUUGUUAAAAGCAAGUUCUCUAAGACUUUCAGGACGACUGUCAGCAGCCACUGUUCUUUUUAAUCAGGCAAUUGAGGAGGCAAAGCGAAUUAACAAUCGUUUAGAACAAGCUAUGGCCCUUGCAGCUACCUCAAAUUCAAGAUCCUGGAUCCUAAAUGCGCGAUCCGGCAAAUUUUUACAUUGGAAUAUUGCAAAUGAAAUAGCAAAAACAUCCUGGCAUCAUUUACUUUAUAAAAUAGUAACUAAUCGCAAUGUUUAA